UCGCUCGCUCUGUCCCUUCAUGGCAACAAAGUUGCGGCGCGAGUGAGCGGGGCCGCAGCCCCCUGCCCCGCCCGGGCCCCGGGGGAGCUCGGCCCGGCCCCGGCCCCGGCUCCGGUCAAGGUCAUCUCGUGGAUCUACCCGCGCUCCGCCGCCGCCGCCGCCUGUGGAUUAUCGCCGCCCGGAGCCGAGGCUGAGCGCGGGGCUUUUCUUCUUCUUCUGUUUUUGUCACUCCCUCCCGAGGGCGGGGAGGCGGGGGUGGGUUUCCCCUCCCCCCUCCUUUUUUUCCCCUCGCUCCUCGAUUUUUUUUUAAAAAUUAUUUUAUUAUUAUAUUAUUAUUUUUAAUUUUUUUGGGGGGUGUUGGGGUGCGUGUGUGGACAUGGAUGGGAAAAUCCGGCAGAGCCGCAGGUCCCGGUCCCAGCGGGACCGCGUGAGGCGGCGGGAAGCGGCCGCCCGGGACCCCCGGCACCACAGCCCGUCGUCGGGCUCCGAGAAGGAGCCGAGCCCCGGCAAGGAAAACACCAGUCACAACUGCCCGCAUCCCAAAAGCCAGGCGUCCACGGCGAGAAAUGCCCGGCCUCCCCGGCGCCGGAGACGGGAAUCCAGCUCCCAAGAAGAGGAUUUAAUUGACGGCUUUGCUAUCGCCAGUUUCAACACCCUGGAAGCCUUGGAGAAGGACAUGUCAUUAAAGCCUCAGGAGCGAAAGGAGAAAUGGGAGCGGCAUCCAGGAAAGAAACCUCGGGAAUCCGAAAACUGCGUGUCUGCUGAGCCAAGUGAAAAUGGUCACAACAACGAUGCCGGGAGCUCAGAGAGAGAGACAGAACGAGGCAAAGAGAGGGUGAAGAAGAAACUUCCCUUGAAGAUAUCCAAACAGAUGAAGGUCCCUACGAGCAGAAGUGGCAGAAAUAGUGAGGAGGACAGCAUAAGGGAGGCCACAAGCUCUCAGCGGAGCAGCUCAAGGGACCGUCUCAGUGAUAGUUCUGCUCAGUCAUUUUCAGGAAGAGGCUAUUCCUGUGACAGCGAGAGUGAUAUUGACGAUAAGACCUCAACGGAACUGGAGCUGACUCGUAUCAGGAGUGGCUUGAUAACAAGCAAGGCUUCUAUAGGCUCUGAGAAGCUGUUCUCCCCUGCAGCAAAUAAAGGUCCAACCUUGAAUGACAAACCUGAGGUGAAGGCAGCAAGUGUCCCAAAGGUAUCAGGGCUAGAGCGCAGCCAAGAGCUGAGCACCGACGUGCCCUUCGUGCUGCCUAUUCCCAGCCCUCAGCCAGCUGCUGCUGUUGUGACUUCCACUUCUUCAGCGCCCACGUCAAGCGCCAGAGCAAGCCCGCUGUUGAAGAAGGAGCCGGUAAUCUCCGCACCAGCACCACCAAGGCUCACACCUCAACCACAACCUCGACCACAGUCACAACCUCAGCCUCGGCCACAAUCUCAGCCUCAGCUGAUACCUGAGCUCCGCACCCAGCCUCAGAGUCACAUCCCUCCCCCUCUUGGCUACCAAGUUCAUCACCAGGCCCCCAACGGACUCAAUAAUAUCAGCAGGAGCAGCAGUGCCAGCAGCGCAACAAGCAUCAGCCUCCCCAAACACCUUCCUCAUUCCCCGCAGAUCCCACCUCACCAUUCUUCUGGUCCAGCCCUGCCCCUCUCCAUCCCUAAUCUUGCUACCUCGCACUUCUCACUCAGAUCACAGACCCAACACCAGCACCAUACGGCCAUGUUCGCCACCCCACCCACGCUGCCACCUCCACCAGCGUUACCCACCAACAGCCUUGUGAUACCAGGUCAUCCGGCAGAUCACGAGCUGCUCAGACAAGAGCUGAACAACCGGUUUUUGGUUCAGAGUUCGGACCGGGCCACUGCCUCUCUUGGCCCGGUGCCGCUGCUGAGAGCGGAGUUUCACCAGCACCAACACACGCAUCAGCACCAACACACCCACCAGCACACAUUCACUCCUUUUCCAUCCAGCUUACCCCAGACGCCGCUCAUGCCGCCCUCUGCACCUCCCAUGGUGCGUACCCCAGCCCAAAAUUUUGACAAGUACGGCCCCAAAUUAGACAACCCUUACUUUCGACAUUCCAACUUCUUUCCAACCUAUCCUCCAGCAAUGCCUGGAAUGCCACCCAUGCUUCCACAUUCAGGUCCCUUUGGGUCGCUUCAGGGAGCAUUUCAACCGAAGACUUCAAACCCAAUUGAUGUAGCAGGCAGACCAGGCACAGUCCACCAUACUCUCUUACAGAAGACUCCAGGGGUAUCAGACCCCUAUAGGCCUCCAGUAAGAAAGCCUGGGAAGUGGUGUGCAGUUCAUGUACAGAUUGCCUGGCAGAUCUACCAUCACCAGCAGAAGAUAAAGCAAAUGCAGCUGGAUCCCCACAAGCUAGAGAUAGGCGGUAAACUUGACCUGUUCAGCAGACCUCCUGCCCCUGGAGUGUUCCCAGGAUUCCACUAUCCACAAGACCUUGCCAGGCCUCUCUUUUCCACCACAGGUGCUGCACAUCCGGCCACCACUCCUUUUGGGCCUUCACCUCAUCACAGCAGCUUCCUGCCUACUAGCCACUUGGCAGGUAAGUAUCCAUUUAGCAGGUCAAGCACCUUCAGCGGCCUUGGGAACUUAGGCAGCAAUGCCUUUGGAGGAUUAGGCAGUCAUGCUCUGACUCACAACAACAUAUUUGCUCACAAAGAGGGUCCAAACCUGCAGAACUUUAACAAUCCCCAUGAGCCAUGGAAUAGGCUCCAUCGAACCCCACCUUCCUUCCCAACACCUCCGCAGUGGCCCAAGCCAGGGGAUUCUGAGCGAAGUUCCUCUGUAACAAACCAUGAGAGAGACCGAGAACGGGAGCCAGAGAAGAGGGACCUUUCACUGAGUAAAGACGACAGAGAAAAAGACAGAGAUCUCAUGGAUAAAAACAGACAUUCAAACAGAUCUUCACCGGCAUCCGCUCCAGUGACCCAUCAGAUCAGCAACCUCAUCCGCAGCAACAGCCAGACCUCCAGCGAUCCCAUCAGGCAGGUUAGCAUCGGUGAAAGAGACAGGACAAAAGAACCAGAGAGAGAACACACUGACCGGCUGAGGGAGCCAUCCAUCACAGAACACAAGAUAAAAGAGAGCCGUUCCCCAGUGAAGGAAACUCCAAGCCAUGAUAAGAGACCCUCAGAGGACAACACAAAGCCAGUAAUUCAGUCUGUAUCUCCUUACAGCAAACCUGCACUAAGUGAGAGCUUGAAACUUAGCAAUUUAAUGAACAAAGAUAUGGAUAGAAAGACGGAGCUUUCAAGCGACCUCCAGAAGAUGAAGAAUGACAUUAAGGUCAAAGAGGAGCGGAAGGAAGACAGCGAUGUCCUGGUGGUGGGAUCUGAACCAUCCCAGCACUCCAGAACGGUGGAGCAUCCCCCACCACCUUCUUUGCACGGUUUAUCAUUGCCCCACUCUAUGGCUGCCACUAUGCCUAUCUCCAUGGGCAGCGUCCACCAGAUGAACAACAUGAAUGUUUUGGACCGCAGCAGAAUGAUGACACCUCUCAUGGGUAUGAAUCCUUUGUCAGGAAGGGAGAGACUGCCACACCCUGGAUUUUCUUGGGACCCAAUAAGGGACCCCUUGCGAGAUGCCUAUCGGAGCUUAGACCUGCACCGUCGAAUGGACUUUCAGCUCCGGACAGACCCCAUCCAUAGGUUCCCCGCCACCUCUGGGUUUUAUGACCACGAGCGUUCUUACAGAGACAGGGAACCGCAUGACUAUAACCAUGAAAACCUUCUAGAAGCCCGCCGAGAACAGGAGCGGUUGCGGCAAGUGGAGGAGAGGGAGCGCUUGCACUUACGGGAAGAACUUGAGCGUGCCAGAAUGCACCACUUGCACUCAUCCCCUAUUGAAAGUCAUCUGGCACAUGUGCCAUCCUUCAUGCCUCAUUUAAGUGGGAUGCAUUACCCCAGACUCAGUCCAUCCACUGCCAUGCACAAUGGAAUUUUAAAUAGGAAUCCACCAACUGCAGCAUUGAGUGCCCCACCCCCUUUGGUACCAGCAAGCAGCACUAGACCUGCCUCCCCACGCAGGACUACCCCACUCACAAACUCCGAGUCCAGGGACUACUCCCCCUCUAGGAACCCCAAAGAAGUAGAGGCACGAUAGUCCCCAACAUGGUGAAUUUUAAACUCGCCUGUAUCAUAUAACAACAACAACAACAACAGAAAUCUUUUACAAAAUGCACUGCUGUAAACUUUUUUUUUUAAAUGUAAAAUUUGUAGAAGUUAAGCACAGUUCCAUAAAUAAUGGGGUCAGGGGUUAUAAACUUUCCAACAAGAAGGUUGCUGAGAAUGGGAAUUUAAUAUAUAGGUAUGGACUUUUUUUUCCUUUUUUUUUUUUGUUUCUGUGCUAAAAUGAGUUAAAAUAUCAAGUUUGUACAUUUUUUCCCAAAUGUGAGAAGCAUUUUUAAUGGAUUUGUAUUUUUUUUAAUUUUGUGCUCUUUAUUCACUUAAAGAAAUUUUGCUUUGUUUUUAGUUAAAUUUGCAUUUAAAUGGCCUCAGAUCCUUAAGAAAAAUACCCAGGGUUUCAUAAAAGUAUUAUUUAUGGAAAUACUGUAGUUUCUUACAGUCCACUGUGAGGUUCCCUUACUGAGGCCAAACGAUUACUUAUCUUGGUACUUUGGAACCGAAGUUACAGAUAUAUAUUAAAAUAUUAAUAAUAAUAAUAAUAAUGUACAAAACUUUGUUUUUUGCCUUAUUAUAUUAUGCAGAAAUUUAAGAGGAAUUUUUUUUGACUUCUUGUUUUAAACAAAAAAAAACAAAGACAACAAACUGUAAAUAUUCUGUUAAUAUAAAUGUACACCAAUAUUAAAUUCUUAACAUAGGUAGACUUUAUAAAAAUGGUUUCUAGAACCACGCUGGUUAUUUGUUACCAUGGUUACAACUCAUACUCUUGUCACAGUCAGAAAUUCACACUCAGAAAGCUAAGUGCGGCAUAUAUACUUCAACUAUGCAAGAACUUGGAGGCAGGUCUUAGUGGAUGUUGGGGGGAGGAAGGUUUAAAAAAAAAAAAAACAAAAAACACAAAAAACAAAAACAACCCCAAAAAAACCCAACUCGCAACUAUGGAGACAGAAUGGAAAUGGCAAGUGAACAGGAAGAAGGAUGCUUGUGUUUAACAAAAAAAAAAAAAGAGACUGAAUUUUUUUGUACAAACACAAGGGACAGUUCGCCAAGGAGAGAGAGACAGAGAGAGGGGGAGAGAGAGAGAGACAGAUAUGCUCCUGGAAGGGGAUUUUGGUUUCCUACUUUUCAAGCUGGCAAAAGCAGAUGGAACUGGCACAGUACCAUGUGGCAGACCCUUUCUUUAAUUUUUUUUUUCCUUUUUUCCUCCUUUUUUUGUGUUGUGGGCAGGAUCGCUGGCAAGCAAGGACAAUUUUCUGUGGACCCCUUGUGCUAAUUGUGCAGUGUUCUUAUUGGAAUCUGUAUACAAGACAAAGUAGAAUUUUAGGAGUGCAAAAAAAAAAAA
This is a messenger RNA of Gavialis gangeticus (Gharial), 5476 nucleotides long. It is a transcript of the gene FBRSL1, whose product is annotated as fibrosin like 1. The transcript is spliced from 20 exons. The coding region runs from base 377 to 4114 and encodes 1245 amino acids. Lineage: Eukaryota; Metazoa; Chordata; Crocodylia; Gavialidae. The record is from RefSeq and is a predicted model, not a curated record.